AUGAACACCAAUUUCUCAACCAAGAAAAAACCCUUAAAGAGAACUAAGAAAACUAACAACUCUAUAGCCUCUGACCCCGUACAAUAUCCCAAGGAAAAUGACAUCUUUGAAAUUCAACAUUUCCAAAAUAUAAUGGAUCAAGCAAAAAUUGAAUUUCAAAGAGAAAAACAAAAUUAUAUAAACAAAAACAAACAAUUGGCUAAACAUGUUUCUUUAUUAAUGAUGAAAUGUACAGAUAUGGAAAAAAAAAUAAGUACUUUGAUUAAUCAAAAUAUGCAAUUGUGUUCUAAAUUAACUUUGGGUACUAUAGAAUAUAAAAAAAAAUUAGAAACGAAUUUAAAUAUUAUAGAGUCAGGGAUAAUACAAAGGAUAGACGAAAUAUUUCUUAUGUUUAAUAGGGUCAAACAAAGAGAAGGACUAACCAAUCCACCAAUGUUUAAAUGUGUUGAUCUACAUCAAUCUACCUCUACAAGUAAUAAGGGAACUUUAAGGGGUAUUUUAAAAUCCAGCGAAUCCCCAGCUUCUUUAUCACCGGAUUCAUUUAUGUCACCAAAUCGUCGUACUAGCAAAAAGCAUAGCAUAACAUUUGAAGAUGAACUUUUGUUUGAUGAUAAAGAUACCUCUAAUGAAACAAUUAAUGAUACUAAUACUUUAACAACAUCCAGCAAUAUUCAACAUGCUCAAAUACACGAGGUACCGGAGAAGGAACCACCAGAUGAUAAUAUUCGUAGAAAAAGAAGGAAAAGUUCCAGAAGAGAUUCUUUAUUUAUACCGUCAGAUUUUGAGUUUGAUGAUGACAACAGCGUAGAUAAAAAUAAACAUGUUGAACAAAAAGAUAUUAAAGAUUUUAACAAAGGUGAUGAAAAGAAUAUCAACGAAGAAAAAAAAGAUAACCAUGUUGACAGAGCAUAUAACGAUACUGAAGUAUUAAGUAACGAAAAGGAAUAUUUUGGAAAAGUGACUAGUUCAGAGGAAUACAAUCUUGUAAAAUCAAAUGCUUUGCCAAUUGAUAAAAAUUACGAAAAUACCAUUAACGGCAACGAUGGUAACGGUAAUAAGGAUGGAGAAUCAAUUACUUGUAAUUUUUCUUUUAUGGAUUCGUCUAUUCCAGAAGAUAGUAUGGUAUCUAGUGAUCAUGGCAGUCAGAAUACGACUUCUAAAAAUUCAAAAACACAUGGAACAGAAGAACUUUUUGGAAAAAAUAUGAAAAAUGACAUUUCUAACGACACAGAUAUCAACACUAAUAAAAACCAUAGGUCACUUGAAUCCAAAAUAUUGCACUCAAUGAAAUCUCGUCCAAGCAAGAAAAAUGCCAAAUCUGAUGAUGCGAUGCCAAGUUUGGCAAAUUCCAAUGUGUUAACAAAUGGUGACCAUAUAGGACCAAGGAGGACUAGAGGAAAGACUGUCGAUUAUAAGUUGCCUUCAUUAAGAGCGAAAAUGAGAAGGCCUACGGAAAAAUUAGUUGAUGCUACGACAGUUAUAGACAUACAUGAACUUGAAGUCAAAAAAAACUUUAAAAAGACGGGGAAAAAAAAAACAGAACAAACCAAUGAUUUUUUUGCUUCUGUCUCCUAUGAAAACCCAAAUCCUUCAUUUACUUUAAGGAUAACAGCGAAAAAUAGAGAAUUAGUUGAUAUAAAAUUUACAAACUUAAAGUUGAGUGAUAUAUUGGCGAAGCUUUCUUUGCCUGACAAGAUACCCCCACAGUCUGAAGGCACUAACAUUGACUCAAGUUACGUAGGUUUAGAUGUUCAGACAAAUGCAAUGGAGAGAAUCGCAUUAAGCGAGGUCCAUCAAAAUAAGACGAGAAUUCCUCUGAAGGAGGUUUCCCCAAACAAAAAAUCAAUUGUGAAUGACAAGAAAAGUUUAAAAAAAAAUAUGCAUGCUUCUCCCCUUGAAAAUACGAAUUUGAUAAAAUCAUUAUUAAACACAACCUCAAAAGCAAAAAAAGGCACAAAAAAUAGUGGUAUUACGAGUGUUAAUAAAACCAAGAAACUACUAAAUAGGCCUGUUGUUAAUUUCCUGGAGGAUGAAACGGUAGCUCAAGCUAAAAAUGAUGGAAAUGGUAAGGUGUAUAAAAAAAAUUAUUCUAUUUCCUCUUUAGAAAUCGACAAACUGCGGAUGAGCGAGAACGAUUUAUCUGUUUUUGAUAUACUAGAUGAUUUGCAUUUAAAUUCAGUCUCUAAAAAUCGCAAUAGAAAAUAUUUUAAGCAUAGGUAA
Molecule: messenger RNA, 2220 nt
Organism: Saccharomycodes ludwigii
Lineage: Eukaryota; Fungi; Ascomycota; Saccharomycetes; Saccharomycodales; Saccharomycodaceae
Gene: SGO1
Product: Sgo1p
Exons: 1
Coding region: 1-2220 (739 amino acids)
Biological process (GO): meiotic chromosome segregation
Cellular component (GO): nucleus; chromosome, centromeric region
Source: RefSeq, a predicted model, not a curated record